Molecule: messenger RNA, 1665 nt
Organism: Anguilla anguilla (European eel)
Lineage: Eukaryota; Metazoa; Chordata; Actinopteri; Anguilliformes; Anguillidae
Product: cysteine-rich protein 2-like
Exons: 7
Coding region: 125-766 (213 amino acids)
Source: RefSeq, a predicted model, not a curated record
AAAGUUGAAUGGUGGCGCGUACUGUGGGAUGUGCAAACGGAGAUUAUGAGCGGAGGUCUGACAACAAGAAGCGAUCAAAUUUAGAAAUAAGAGGUUCAAAGACUGGGAGCAUAAACUGAGCACAAUGGCAUCAAAAUGUCCGAGAUGUGAGAAGCCCGUCUUCUUUGCGGAGAAGGUGAGCUCUCUGGGGAGGAACUGGCACAGAUUCUGCCUGAAGUGUGAGCGCUGCAGUAAGACUCUGUCUGCUGGAGGACAUGCAGAGCACGAUGGAAGGCCAUACUGCCACAAGCCCUGCUACGCCACUCUGUUUGGACCCAAAGGGGUCAAUAUCGGAGGGGCGGGGUCUUAUAUCUAUGACACCCCACCCCCUACUCCCGUCAACAAAUCAGGCGACAGCCAUUCUGACUGGUCUCCUGCCACCCCCUGGACCUCCGCCCAAAUGGCCAAACCACAGUCCAAAGUGGUCCUUGCCUGCAUGAAGACCUUUGCCGGAGAGACGUCACUGUGUCCAGGUUGCGGAAAGGUUGUGUAUUUCGCGGAGAAGGUCAUGUCUCUGGGACGGAACUGGCACAGGCCAUGUCUUCGCUGUGAAAGAUGCAAGAAAACACUGACCUCUGGUGGACAUGCUGAGCAUGAAGGAAGACCCUACUGCCAUGUCCCUUGCUACGGAUACCUGUUUGGGCCAAAAGGGGUGAACAUUGGAGACGUUGGUUGCUACAUCUAUGAUCAGGACAGUGAGGAGACUGACAUUUCCAUUCGGUCCUAAAGAGUAACUGUAAGGACAGCCUUGAGGGGACUGGUACUUGUUCCACACUCUAACCCACAGCUUCCCAAAAUUUACAAACCUGUGAACAAUUUUAUGGAUACAUUUUCCGUGACCUCUUACAGUGUUGCCUCACAUAAUGUUCAGUUAUAAACACACAUUUUUAAAGUUACCAUGUGCACUGUAGUAUUGUAACCCACCUCAGUAAUAUGCGUGCAUGCAUGCAUCCGUGUCCUUAUGUGUAUGUGCGCGUCUGUGCCUGUGUGUGUGUAAGGGUGUGCGUGUGUGUAGUGUGCGCCUGUAUGUGUGCGUGCGUGCGUGCGUGCGUGUUAUGGCUCAAUUAAUAUACGAUGUGCCAUGCAGAUGGUAUGGCACUUCUUUCUCAAAAGUAACCUCUCCUCGAUGCCAUAUUACCACACGUGUACACACACCUUUUCCUUCAGAUAACUAAACCUACAUUCCAAGACCUAGAGAAAUGCUUCUGAUUCUUAAGUCCUGCUGUUUACUUUCAGUUGUCACAGGAGAUUCAGAUAAAGAAGGGGAAAUACGGAGGAGAGGUUUAAUUGGUACAUUUAGUCACAACAGUGCUGGGUUUUCUAACUCGCCCUGUGUCAUUAGGGUCCAGUAAUGUUAGGUGUCCAAGUCUCACCACCACCAGCACUUGUGUGGAAGGAAGAACAGAAAGUUUCUUGGGUGGCAUUAGCUUUUAUUUUUAUAGCUCCCUCUAGUGGUAAAGCAAAUUGUACCGGUUGACAUCUACAGCUAUUGUCUAUCUCAGUGUGGCUGUCAUUUCCUGGUAGAGAAACAAGGAAACCUCAUUUAAGUUGUUGGUCACUUGCCAUAUAUUAACAAUAAAUAUUCUACACCUUUCAGUAAAUUUUAUUUCCUCUUAAGUAUAUUUA